Schistosoma rodhaini is the source of this 4114-nucleotide messenger RNA. The record is from the annotation of a GenBank genome assembly. NCBI's taxonomy places the organism in Eukaryota, Metazoa, Platyhelminthes, Trematoda, Strigeidida, Schistosomatidae.
AUGUUGGAUUCUAAUAAAUUUUCAUCAUCCGAAAAACAAUUGAACAUAUCUGAAACUUGGAAUUGGGCAAAUUAUGAUAAUACUAAUCAUAAUGGUAAUGGUGUCAGUAGUACAUUAACUCCACAAUGGAAUUCUAAUAUACCCGCAUAUAUAAUAGAUCAGACAACUUUGAAUAAUACAUCUAUGAAUAUCAUUUAUUCAACUACAUUAUCAACUAUAAACAAUAAUGUAAAUUCAUAUAAACCCGCAUAUUCAACUAAAUUGUAUCAUACAUAUCAGGGUAAUAUUGAACAGAAUAAAUGUUUAACUAAUUUCCCUAAUUCAAAUCAUAUACAUUUACCAUCUAUUGAAUCUGUUAGAAGAUUAACAUAUAAUAACAAUAAUUUGAAUCAUAGUUAUAAUAAUGAAUCCUACUCAACAUGUUACUAUGAUCAUCAACAUAAACUUGAAUACACCUUACCACCAAUUACUUAUCCUAAUAUUGAACAAUAUGAAACAGAUUUAAGAAACUUAACCAAAACUAAUGAAUUGAAUCAUACUACUACUCAUAAUAAUAAUAAUCUUGAUCAAAUUGUUGAUUAUCUUCCAGUAAUUCAUACAGAUACUACUACUAAUUAUUUAGUAAGUUCAACACCAAAUCCAUUGAUUCAUUUAAAUCAAAUUGAUCAAUAUAAUUUGAUAACACACAAUGAAUUGAAAGGGAAUGAUAACAGUUCCAAUAUCAUUCAUGAUAAUAAGAAUAUAAUUGAUGAAUCGAAAGACAAUUCCAGUUUAACUGUCCAACAACAUUUAUGGGAUAUAAAGGAUUUGAAAUUACCAAAAGUUAAUUAUUAUGAUUCAUAUGAAUUAUGGCCAACUGGACAUUGUAGACGUGUAUAUGCUCAAACAUGUGAACGUGCACGACGACAUCAAAGUGGUUGGGCUAUGCGUAAUACAAAUAAUCAUAAUCCUCAAGUAUUAAAAAAAUCAUGUCUUGGUGUAUUAGAAUGUUCAAUGAAUUGUAUGGUACAAGGUAAACCAUUAAGUUUACGUCCAGCUAUAUGUGAUAAAGCAAGAAAGAAACAAUGCAAUCGUGAAUGUAUUACACCUGGUUGUAAAGGUCGUUUAAUUCUACGUAACUGUCGUGGUCAUAGCGGUUAUCCUGUGACACAUUUUUGGCGUUUUGCUAAUGGUGCUGUUUAUUUUGAAGCAAAAGGUGAACAUGAUCAUAAUCGUCCAUCAUUGAAAACUUUCGGUUUAUCUGAAACUGAUACAGUUACUACUAAUACUACCACUAUUCCAAACACAAUGAAUCCUAACGUUACAACGGCAACUACUCCUACCACUGUUGAUAACUCAGUCACAGGAAUAACAACAACAACAAUACCAACGCCACUAUCACCGGAUAUCAAGAGGGAUCUGAAUCAUCUUACUAAUCAUAACAACAAUAUUCAAUAUAUUCAUCAUCAAAAUCCUCACCCCCAUGAUCAGUUACCACCACUACCACCACCACCACAACAACAACAGGGAUGUCAUGACUAUGGAUUCCUUCCACAAUAUGAACAAUCAUUAUCCAAUGAAUUUUGUAACUAUUAUACUUAUCCAUCAUCAGAUUAUAUAAAUUUAAAUAUAAAAACCAAUGAAAAUCAUUUACACAUAGAUAAUUCUCCUUUAAUAAGUAAAACAAAACAUAUUGGCAAGCGUGGUACAAAUAGAAAAGGGAUACGUCGUGAAAAGAAGUUAACAAAUACAUACUUAAAGAAACAACAGAAAUAUGAAAAUUAUUACAAAAAAUUAUCUAAUGAAUCCAACUGUACAUUGAACGAUAUCAAAAGAAAUCGAAAAAAUCAACAGAAUACAAAAUCAGAUCAAAUCAACAAGUUUAAGAUUCCUAUUAAAACUGAUGAAAAUGAUAAUGAUCCAAUUUUCUAUGAUGAUCCAUUUCAUGGUGACACAAUUCAUAAUGGUUACCCAAUGAAUAUCCUUAAUAAUAAUUCAUGGAACAAUGAGAUGAUGAAUCAAAUCGAUUCAAGCUUGAAUCAAUCAACUGAUAAGGAACAGUACAACACCACUGAGAUUAAUACAAUGAAUUAUCCUUAUUAUUCCGAUCCCCAUUUUACAACUACAUCAUUACCAUCAUUGCCAUCAUCAUCACCAUCAUCAAUAACUAUGACGACAGUGAGUCGACAUCAAUCAUCAUUACCAUUUUGGAAUUCUAUACAAGAUUUAGAUAGUUAUUCAUCAACUCAUCAUAAUUCAAAUAAUUACAUCACAAAUACCAUAAUCUCUACCAUGUAUUCAUCACCGAAUUGGUCAUUAUCACCAUCUAUAUUGUCAAGUUCUUCUUCUUUAUCAUCUUCAUCUGUAUCAUAUUCCAAUUGUAUCACUUGUGCAUUAUCAUUGCCAUCAUCAUUGUCGUUAUACUCUACAAAUAUAUCUACAUCAUUCAGUAAACAAAUCCUUCCAAAUUCUACUGAAGUCAAUCAAUGUUAUCCUUUGACAACAUCUCCAUCCAAUUUAAAUGGUAAUGAAUCCUUUUUUAUACAAUAUAAUAAUUGUUCAUAUUUAAACAAACCUAAAUAUUUAUCAUCUUCAUAUAAUGAAUAUCCACAGAGUGUACUGAUCAAUUCAAUGUACCGGGAAAAUGAUGAGAGUAAUCCAGUACAGUUUAAUGAUAAUGAUAUAAAUGAUGAAGUCUGUCAUUCUACACCACAACAAUCAACAUAUAUAGAUGAUUAUCAUUAUUAUUAUUAUUACUAUUAUUAUUCUAAUCCAUGUUUGUCAAUGUCAGAUCAAAUAGUUUCAUCUGAUUCUACUAAUACUACUACUAGUACUAUUACUAUUAGUAGUAUUAGUAGUGAUAAUACGGAUACUAAUACUACUUUUUCUACAAGAUCUGUCAAUAAUUAUCUUAUGGAAAAUCUCAAUUCAAGCCACGGAGGACAACAUUAUCAACAGCCACCACCACAACAACAACAACAACCGACUGUUCAAUGUUCAAUGAAUGAUAUUAUCGAUCAACGGACAGAACAGAGGAUAACUGAAAGUAUGGAAUUUAUAAAUCAAGAUGAAUAUGAUAUUGAUAAAUCAUUCAAUUAUUAUCAUUUUCUAUUCAAUUCAAAUAUGCAUGAACCAAUGAAUAUGAAUUGUUUUAAUGAAUCCGAUAAAUAUGGAAUAGUGAAAGAGAUUAACAAUGAGAUUAACAAUCAUUAUGUACAUGAAAAUAUUAAUGAAAACAGUUUACAUGAAGAAGAAGAAGAUGAUGAUGGGGAAGAAGAAGAGGGUGAAGAAGAAGAAGAAGAACAGGUGGAAGAUACUCGCUACAAUCAUCCAUCACCAUUUCCUCCACCUCAGCAUCAUCAUCAUCAUCACUAUCAACAAAAGGACGAAAUCAUUUUUAAUCAAAAUCUACUAGAAGAAACAACCAACUGGUCCAAUUCAUAUUUACAUAAUUCUUCAUUAUUACCAUCAUCAUCAUCAUCAUCGUCAUCGUCAUCAUCAUCGAAGGAACAAAUCAGUCAGUUUGAACAAGAUCUAACAAUAGACGGUGUUAAACGUCAUAAUUUUGAAGAAUGUUUACCUCGAACUAGCAAUGCUUCUAUUAUGAUUACUACUACUACUAGCAAUCAUACUACUUGUAAUGAUAAUAUUGGUACUACUAAUAAUAGUAAUAAUAAUGAUAAUCAAUAUUUGAUUGAUUAUAAUUUCCCCUGUGACAUUCAUCACUAUAAUAAUUCAUUGAAUUAUUUCAUUGUAAAUGAACCGGUAACUGUAACUUUCGAUCAAUUAUUGAUUAAUAAUUCACAUUUUUGAUCUAUUUUAGUGAUCCUUAUAUUGAUUAUUAUUAUUCUGAUCAGUAUUGUUUUUGAUCCGAUAAAAUUUUUUCUCUUGGCAACAACAAUUUGGUCUCUCCAUUAUUUCUGUUUGGGUUCUUUUAUUAUGAUUCGUCUUCCAUGACUGUUUUUUUUCUUUUUUUUAACCUUGAAAAUUCAAUUUAACCGGUGAAAAAAGUUUGUAAUUUUGUUUUAUUAUUGUUUAUAGUACUUUUUUUAUUUACAUUUUUUUCUUGAAAAUUCAUACUGACCUGUGAUCAAUUCUUUACAAUGUUCAAUAAUAAAUUGAAUUUGAAAUUUGA